CUGUGCUUGAACAUGAAAUUUCUUCCCUUUUUCUUUAUUUGUUGUUGAGUUCUUCUUCUUCUUACCCAUUUCUCAUCUGACAUAUCUAAUCUAAACUCCUAUCUUUCCGCUUCCGAUUUCCAUCUUCCAACCACCAAAGGAAGCUGCUUUCUUCUCUUCUUGUAGCUGCUGAAGCUUUGAAGUAGACCCAAGUCCCCAAUUGCUUCUUUGCCUCCAAAAGGAGUUUCAUUUCAGCUCACUAAGCGGGUUUCUUAGGUGCCCGCCAAAAAAAAUGGCAAAGCGUGGAUACAAAAUACAGGAAUUUGUGGCUCAUGCGGGCAGUGUAAAUUGUUUAAAUACUGGAAAGAAGAAUUGCCGUCUUUUCAUUACUGGAGGAGAUGAUCACAAGGUCAAUUUGUGGACCAUUGGCAAACCAACUUCUUUAAUGAGCCUGUCUGGCCAUACUAGUCCAGUUGAAUCUGUGUCUUUUGACUCAGCAGAAGUGUUAGUUCUUGGUGGAGCAUCAUCAGGUGUAAUAAAGCUUUGGGAUUUGGAAGAAUCAAAGAUGGUUCGUAGUGUUGCUGGACACAGAUCCAAUUGCACUGCUGUUGAGUUUCAUCCGUUUGGUGAGUUUUUUGCAUCUGGUUCCAUGGACACUAAUCUGAGGAUUUGGGACAUCAGAAAAAAGGGGUGUAUUCAUUCAUACAAGGGUCAUACCCAGGGCAUUAGUACUAUCAAAUUCACUCCAGAUGGCCGGUGGGUAGUUUCUGGUGGACUUGACAGUGUUGUGAAGGUGUGGGAUCUAACAGCUGGAAAACUCUUGAAUGACUUCAAGUUGCAUGAAGGACCAAUUAGGUCCAUAGAUUUCCAUCCUCUUGAGUUCCUUCUAGCUACGGGUUCAGCUGAUAGAACAGUGAAAUUCUGGGAUUUAGAAACCUUUGAACUGAUUGGUUCUGCCAGGCGCGAGGCUACAGGGGUGCGCUCAAUAGCAUUUCAUCCUGAUGGAAGAACCCUAUUUACUGGACAUGAGGAUGGUUUGAAGGUGUAUUCAUGGGAGCCUGUUAUCUGUCAUGAUUCUGUUGAUAUGGGAUGGACAACACUUGGUGACCUCUGUAUUAAUGAUGGGAAACUUUUGGGGUGCGCAUACUACCGAAACUCUGUUGGAGUCUGGGUAGCAGAUAUAUCGCUUAUUGAACCAUACAGUGAUGGUUCCGGCUUGGAUGCCAAGACAAGUGAAGGCAUGGAGCACAAACUUAAUCUUAAGGAAAGUAAACAAGAGCAAGUAGAGGUUGAUGUGGGGCCAACUACCAGAUUCCGCAGUGUAUCCCCUGAUGAGUCAAAAGAGAUCAAGAAUAUAUAUAUCGACUCUUCUGGAGGGAAACCGAUUACAUUACAGAGAUCUGGAUCUGUUAAUUCCCAAAGAAUAGAUAUUCCAGAGGAACCCAAGGAAAUUUGUAACUUUGGAACACAGAAGCCAAGUUCUGCAGCAGGAGUUAAUGUAAAACCAAAUGAACAAUUGCUCAGAAAAUCUUUUGUUGUGCCAAAUGUUGUACCUCGCGAUGUUCCCGAUGUUAAGGACUCAGCAAAAUCUGGGGAAGAGACCAUCACCUUUACAAAGACAAAGCCUGGGAUGUUACUUAAACCAGCUCAUACACGGAGAGCAUCCACAGGCAGAUUUGAUAUUGAUAAGUUUUCUGAUACUACAAGUAAAUUAGACAGUGCAAAAGAUACCAAGUUCCAGAGGAAUUUAGGAUCUCAGAAUGAAAUCAAAGAAUCUUGCCAAGAUAAACAUCCUAUAAAGAAUGUUACAGAAAAGUUUGACAAGACUAUAUCUCCACAAAUAUUUUCUGAUCAGCCAAAACGUGAUGAAUCUACUCCUCGUAAUGAAGAGAGUAGUCCGGUUAAAUAUAUCAAUGGAGUUGCUGUUGUACAUGGGAGGACCCGUUCUCUGGUUGAGAGGUUUGAAAGAAGGGAAAGAAUUCAAACCAAUGAAAACCAAACCGACAUGCUCCUUCCAACUAUAAAUGAAGGGAGGGAAAAAAGUCACAAUGAAGAUCAUGUUAAUCCAUCCCCCGCUGUAGUAUUUGAGAAGAGGGAAAGAAGUCAAAUCAUUGAAGACCAAAUUAAUGUGUCCUUUCCAAAGAGUCAAAAGGAAGAUCAAGUUAAUGCAUCACCCACCAUAGUAUUUGAGAAGAGGGAAAGAGUCAAUGAAGUUCAAACAAACAGGUCCCUCCCUACAAGAUAUCAGAGGAGGGAAAAAGAUCACAAUGAAGAUCCAAUUCAUGCAUCUCCAGCUGUAAUAUUUGACAGGAGGCAAAGGAUUCCACUCAAUGAAGAUGGGAACAAUAUGAGCUCUAUUUCAAUCACAACCUCUGAAACCGAUAAGUCUCCCAACAAACUGAAAGUUGAGCCUCAGUUAUGCAGAGGGGAUUCAAAAUCUACAAAUGAAGGGGAAAUCAUUGAAGGUCUGAUGGAAAAUCAUGAUGUAACUUUGAGUAAUCUUCGUUCACGCUUGACAAAAUUACAGGUGGUGCGGCAUUUUUGGGAGCGCAACGAUGUUAAAGGGGCCAUUAAUGCUUUGAGGAAGUUGCCAGAUCAAUCUGUUCAAGCAGAUGUUAUCAGUGUCCUUGUGGAGAAGAUGAAUGUACUCACCAUAGAUUUAUUUGCUUGCUUGCUUCCUGUGCUCUUAGGCUUGCUGGAUGGUAAAACAGAAAGGCAUGUAAAGUUGUCGCUGGAUAUGCUAUUGAAGCUUGUAGCGGUUUUUGGUCCAACAAUUCGUGCAACUGUUUCAGCACCUCCCUCUGUUGGGGUUGAUUUACAUCGAGAACAAAGGCUAGAAUGCUGCAACCAGUGCUUCAAGGAAUUGCAGAAGAUACAAAUGAUUAUUCCAAUAUUGAUACGGAGGGGUGGCGCAUUGGCCAAGUCUGCCUUGGAACUGAACCUAGUUCUUCAACAAUCCUGACUAAAGAUGUUGAAUGAGGUUCAACCAAUUGAAGAAGGAGUAGCAUUGGCUCAAUAAAACUCUUAAGCAGGAGUGUGUCACGUCGAGAUAUUGAGAUGGUAUCCUACAAUUUUGUGUCGGUGACUUGCCCAUUUGCUGUCAUCGCCGGCUUUUUGUUAAUUUCCGAGCUUCAGUUUAAAGAAUUAAGAGACUUGAGGAAGAAGGCACUUGUGGAUAUUGGUCUGCAACAGUUCAAUCAACUGGUGUUGGCUAUUCCUUGUAUGUACAUUUUGUUUUCUCAAUUUGUUCAUUUGUGAUAGUGAUACUACUAAGUACUAACCCCUGUAUAAAGUAUCAACGAACUUAUAGUAAUGUGCAUAUUCCUAUGUCUCCUGUGUAUCUCAUAUUCAAUGUUGAAUGAAAUGAAUCUUCAAUUGUUUUUAUUCAA
Messenger RNA from Arachis stenosperma, 3368 nucleotides. RefSeq names its product katanin p80 WD40 repeat-containing subunit B1 homolog KTN80.1-like. The record is from RefSeq and is a predicted model, not a curated record. NCBI's taxonomy places the organism in Eukaryota, Viridiplantae, Streptophyta, Magnoliopsida, Fabales, Fabaceae. The transcript has 18 exons. Bases 272 to 2941 code for a protein of 889 amino acids. Gene Ontology annotation, molecular function: microtubule binding. Gene Ontology annotation, biological process: microtubule severing; microtubule depolymerization. Gene Ontology annotation, cellular component: katanin complex.